Messenger RNA from Daucus carota subsp. sativus, 1206 nucleotides. RefSeq lists its product as uncharacterized. The record is from RefSeq and is a predicted model, not a curated record. The coding region runs from base 1 to 1206 and encodes 401 amino acids. NCBI's taxonomy places the organism in Eukaryota, Viridiplantae, Streptophyta, Magnoliopsida, Apiales, Apiaceae. The transcript has 7 exons.
AUGGAUAGAGCAACACAGAUUCAUGACUUGGGUGCAAAAUCUUUAUUUCUUAGUUGGUUCAGUUCUGCUGUCGUCGAUACAACUGGUUGGGGAGCAGAGAUCUGUGACACUUUCAAAUUCAAUGACGUCUCUGAUGAAGCUGUGAAGUUAAGACUUUUCCCAUUUUCACUGAAGGAUAAGGCCAAGGGAUGCUGGAGUAAUAACCAGGGGUAUAACCAACCUCAACAAGGAUUUCAACAGGGACCUAAACAGUACAGUCAGGCUGGAAAUUCACAACAGUAUGCACCUAAACAACCAUAUCACACUCCCCCGGGAUUUCAGAAUCAUGGGCAAUUAGCUAACGAAAGACCACAGGGGAAUCUCCCUAGUGAUACAGAGGUACCAGGUAAGAGGGACCCUAAAGAACAAGUUCAAUCCAUUACGCUGAGAUCUGGAAAAACUACAACAGGGCCUACCUUAACAUUAGUACAAGAUCAGGGUGAUGAACCGCAAGAAAUUCCAGCAGAAGUUCCUUCAAACACAAUUGGCACCAACCCUACUGUUGAAAAGGAUAAGGCUAUUCCUGCAGCUGCUCCGAUGUCAAAACCAGUAUAUCCACCACCUCCAUUUCCUAGGAGGUUAAAAAAACAGCAGCUGGAUAAGCAAUUUGCACUCGAGCAAAUGCCUAGUUAUGCCAAGUUCAUGAAGGGUAUUCUUUCAAAAAAGCUAAAGCUCGAAGAGCUAGAGACCGUGGCUUUAACGGAGGAAUGUAGUGCUGUACUUCAACAGAAAUUACCACCUAAACUUAAGGAUCCGGGAAGCUUUACUAUUCCUUGCACUAUCGGGAAGUUCUCUUUUGAUAAGUGUCUAUGCGACUUGGGAGCUAGCAUCAAUCUGAUGCCUCUAUCUAUCUUCACACAACUUGGCCUGCCAGAGCUCAAACCAACAAAUAUGUCUUUACAGUUGGCUGAUCGUUCGAUCACACAUCCGAGGGGUAUAAUUGAAGAUGUGCUAGUCAAGUUAGUGUUUGGCAAGGCUUGUCACCUACCAGUUGAGUUGGAACAUAAAGCUUAUUGGGCCCUAAAGAAGUUGAACUUCGACUUGCAAUUAGCUGGAGAGAAACGAAUGAUGCAACUCAAUGAGUUAGAGGAGUUUCGCCUCCGUGCUUAUGAAAAUAACAAACUCUACAAAGAAAAGAUGGGAAAAAGGCUUGUGUAUAUGGUAUAA